Molecule: messenger RNA, 6175 nt
Organism: Labeo rohita (rohu)
Lineage: Eukaryota; Metazoa; Chordata; Actinopteri; Cypriniformes; Cyprinidae
Gene: ago3a
Product: protein argonaute-3
Exons: 19
Coding region: 698-3301 (867 amino acids)
Biological process (GO): regulatory ncRNA-mediated gene silencing; regulation of stem cell proliferation
Molecular function (GO): protein binding; RNA binding
Source: RefSeq, a predicted model, not a curated record
AUUUAGCUGUAGCGAGUCUCGCAGAGGCUCUGAGUGUCAGAGAAACCCUGCAAGAGAGUUCAGCUCCCAACUUAUUUCAUGUCACCGCCGGUGUAAAUCGAAGGGAAUACGCGCUAUCGACAAGCCUCCAGCUUCUAAGACGGAAUUCAUGGAUGAUCGGGGACUUUCGCGGACGGCGUUUCACGGGAUUUUUCCCCUCACAGAUGGGAAUGUAGCUUAGCUGGUUAGCCUGGCCACUAGCAGUAGCAGGCUAGCCGUGUCGAAGAGCGGAGGCGACAUAAGUUGACUUUUACUCGCUGUAACGUCAUAACACCUCAACAAACCGCCUCAGUCUUUCCAAAGACGCGUUUCUGAAGGCGUCGCCGUCACAGAAACAGCGAUUCGGGACUGUAUUCGGCCAGGUUCAAGGGAACUUCUCGUCUUAGCUGACUGGCUAGCUGGCCGUCACGUCAAUCUGUCAACCGAACCCAAAAUCCCGACCGGAUAGUUCGAGCCACAUACGGAAGAAACGAACCUCCCCCUCUUCGGCCUAUUCUGGUAUACAAGCUUCUGGGACGGUGGAUUAGGAGCCUGUUAGCCGGGAGGUGACACUCGCAUUGGGUUAACGGAACCGGUUCGGGCGGCCGUCGGGACCCAGCGGAGUUUCUGAAGUUCGUGUACUGCGAGCCGGGGACGGAACCGGACAGAGACCUCAUGAAUGGAAAUCGGAACUACAGGAGCCGUUGGGGCCCAGUCCCUGUUCUCCGUGCCACGGAGGCCCGGCUAUGGCACCGUGGGGAAACCCAUCAAGCUGCUGGCCAACUGCUUCCAGGUGGAGAUCCCCAAGAUGGAUGUCUACCUGUAUGAGGUCGACAUCAAGCCUGAGAAGUGUCCACGCCGUGUGAACAGGGAGGUUGUGGACUCCAUGGUGCAGCACUUCAAAGUCACCAUCUUUGGGGAUCGAAGGCCAGUUUAUGAUGGGAAGAAAAGCCUCUACACCGCCAACCCACUGCCUGUGGCGCCUGCGGGGGUGGAUCUGGACGUUACGCUGCCAGGGGAGGGGGGUAAAGACCGACCCUUUAAAGUCACUAUUAAAUUCGUGUCCCUGGUGAGCUGGCACUUGUUGCACGAGGUACUGACUGGACGCAGUAUGCCGGAGCCGCUGGAGCUGGAUAAGCCAAUCAGCACCAACCCAGUUCACGCUGUGGAUGUGGUGCUACGCCAUCUACCCUCCAUGAAGUACACACCCGUAGGCCGCUCAUUCUUCUCUGCCCCGGAGGGCUACGACCAUCCUCUGGGUGGAGGCAGAGAGGUGUGGUUCGGCUUCCACCAGUCUGUUCGGCCAGCCAUGUGGAAGAUGAUGCUCAACAUUGACGUGUCAGCCACGGCUUUCUACAAAGCACAGCCAGUUAUUCAGUUCAUGUGUGAGGUACUGGACAUCCACAACAUUGACGAGCAGCCUCGCCCCCUCACCGACUCCCACCGAGUCAAAUUCACCAAAGAAAUCAAAGGUCUGAAGGUGGAGGUGACACACUGCGGAACCAUGCGGAGGAAGUACCGGGUCUGCAAUGUGACCCGCCGCCCCGCCAGCCACCAAACGUUCCCUUUGCAGUUGGAGAACGGCCAAACUGUAGAACGAACAGUAGCUCAGUAUUUCAGAGAGAAGUACAACCUGCAGCUCAAAUACCCCCACCUGCCCUGCCUACAGGUGGGCCAGGAGCAGAAACACACCUACCUGCCCCUGGAGGUGUGCAAUAUUGUAGCAGGGCAGCGGUGCAUCAAGAAACUGACAGAUAAUCAAACCUCCACCAUGAUCAAAGCCACAGCACGAUCAGCACCAGACAGACAGGAGGAGAUCAGCAGACUGGUGCGCAGCGCUAACUAUGAAGCAGACCCGUUUGUGCAGGAGUUCCAAUUUAAGGUGCGAGACGAGAUGGCCCACGUGACGGGGCGCGUGUUGCCCGCGCCCAUGCUGCAGUACGGGGGCAGGGUGAGCACAGAGCACUUUAUGAACCGCACUGUUGCCACACCCAGCCAUGGAGUUUGGGACAUGAGAGGGAAACAGUUUCACACCGGCGUGGAGAUCAAGAUGUGGGCUAUCGCCUGCUUCGCCACACAGAGACAGUGCAGAGAAGAGAUCCUCAAGGGUUUCACCGACCAGCUGCGUAAGAUCUCAAAGGACGCCGGGAUGCCGAUCCAGGGUCAGCCAUGUUUCUGUAAAUACGCACAGGGAGCCGACAGCGUGGAGCCCAUGUUCAGACACCUGAAGAACACCUACUCUGGCCUGCAGCUCAUCAUCGUCAUCCUGCCCGGAAAAACACCCGUCUACGCGGAGGUGAAGCGUGUUGGAGACACUCUUCUAGGAAUGGCCACUCAGUGUGUUCAGGUGAAGAACGUGGUGAAAACCUCCCCUCAGACGCUCUCCAACCUCUGCCUCAAAAUCAACGUCAAACUCGGCGGCAUCAACAACAUCCUGGUCCCGCACCAACGGCCGUCAGUGUUUCAGCAGCCGGUCAUCUUUCUGGGGGCGGAUGUGACACAUCCUCCUGCAGGAGACGGGAAGAAACCCUCCAUUGCAGCGGUGGUGGGCAGUAUGGACGCUCAUCCCAGCAGGUACUGCGCCACGGUGCGCGUCCAGAGACCCAGACAGGAAGUGAUUCAGGACUUGGCCUCGAUGGUGCGAGAGUUACUCAUUCAGUUCUACAAGUCCACUCGAUACAAACCCACCAGAAUCAUCUUCUACAGGGACGGCGUGUCUGAGGGCCAAUUUAGACAGGUGUUGUAUUACGAGCUGCUGGCCAUUCGAGAGGCCUGUAUCAGUCUGGAGAAGGAGUACCAGCCCGGCAUCACGUACAUAGUGGUGCAGAAACGUCAUCACACGCGCCUCUUCUGUGCCGAUCGCAACGAGAGGGUGGGUCGCAGCGGAAACAUUCCUGCUGGUACGACAGUCGACACGGAUAUCACACACCCCUACGAGUUUGACUUUUACCUCUGCAGUCAUGCUGGAAUACAGGGCACUAGCCGACCCUCCCACUACCAUGUCCUGUGGGACGACAACUGCUUCACUGCUGAUGAGUUCCAGCUGCUCACUUACCAGUUGUGCCACACGUACGUGCGCUGUACCCGCUCCGUCUCUAUCCCCGCGCCAGCCUACUACGCCCACCUGGUGGCCUUCCGUGCGCGAUACCACUUGGUGGACAAAGAACACGACAGUGCUGAGGGAAGCCACGUCUCCGGGCAGAGUAACGGCCGGGAUCCCCAGGCGCUGGCCAAAGCUGUGCAGAUUCACCACGACACCCUGAGGACCAUGUACUUUGCCUAAGCCAGCUCACAUCCAUCCCACGUUCGACUAGUCAUGCACACGAACCCGACAACCGCAUACACACGCCGUCACACCUCCCAAAAGCCUGUGCGUCCCGAAGGGUCGAUCUCUGUGGCGAUGGAAGCGCGGCCCGCCCCGACACUGUGCAGCAGGAUGAGGAAGGCCUGCUUUAAUUCCACACGUGGACCUCGGCACUAUUAUGCAAUAUUAAACCAGCCGACUGAGGCCGUUCUGUCACAUCCCCUCCAAAACCCAAACCAAAAGGGAAGCCCGUCUAUAUGUCCCCCCGCUCCUCUGUAGGCGUAACGUUAAAUUACUUCCCCUGCCUGUCACGCCUUGUACCUCAACGUUUUCUAACAGCACUUUGUCCUUCCCCCAAAAUGAGAUUCGAAUGGAAGCGGAUGGAAAGACUGAGUUCGGAAGAGAACGCAAGUUUCGGAGAACGCCUGCGCACAGAGGCGCUCAUACUAGCAAUGUACUUUCCUCCCGUUCUCAAUUAUUUUUGUAGCCAAUGGUGACUUAACUACGUGUUAAAGUGUCAGUCGUGAAGAACCAAUUGUGCGUUAGCAAUUUUACAAACACAAGCUUUUAUUGUUAGAAAAGUGCCAUUGCCGAGCGUAAAAAGUCCUUUAUGACGAACCCCGCCAGGGGGCAGAAAGCUGACCGUUGAUUUUUUUUGUUUUUUUUCAUUUGUUUUUAAGCAAAUUCACGCGCUUUCAUGUAACGCAAAGUGAUCAUGUUUUGAUGCUUGUUUUUACCACCCAAAUUCCCUCCAAUAUUUAUUUGUCUCGAUCAAACGCAGCUCCUAGCAGAUUUGUCUCGUUCGCUCCCCUCCUGCACUUUGUCUCGAUUUAGUCCGUGUUCUGUGACAGAUCAUAGUUUAGUGCAAUAAUCCGUUAGCAGGAUGAUAAUACCUCCUGUGCAAAGACUCCGUGUGCGAUUAGGGGGGGGGGAAAAAAAGGCAUCCGAAAGCGCGCGAUGGGCAUUGCGAUUGGUUUUUAUGAUGGAGGUGUGCAUGUUUGGCACUUUUAGAGUUUACUUUAGGUGAAAGUAAAGCAGCGUUACCUGACGAUUGACCGUAGUGUGUUAACAAGUGCCUGCGAGAAACGCAUGACGUCGGAGGUCAGAAACAGAACAAACGCAUCUCACUUCGGUGCACAGUUGCGACCGCAUUCGACUGUACGGCCUUAAUAAAAUCUCACGGUUUCAACGUCUCGAUUUUCACUGCCCUGCCUGUUCAAAGGAUUCCGCUGCUGUUGUACUUGUUCAAGUCCGACCGGCGGGUUCAUGCUUCAGUUCGCGCGUUCAAGGAGAAGCUUUGGCAGAACUCGAUUCGUGCUCGUUCACUGGAGGGCCACUAGGGGUCAGCGUAGUAUUUUACUUGAAGGGUGCAGUGAGCGUCGGGUGCCUUACCGUCUCUCCGUGUGCCAUCUGAAGCAUGUCCCGCUGCUUAAAGGUGAUAAUCUGCACUAAAUAAUGCGUAACGCAUGGUGCUAUUAGGUGCGGCCCGUGGCGGCAUCAGCAAUUGGCAGAGACUUAAUGUGUAAGAUGGAACAUGGGAUGCAUAAAUGGUGCUGGUUGCAUGUCUUUCUCUCACUCUGAGGAGAAAUGUCUCAUCAGGACAGACGUUUGGUCAUUUUGUAUGUUUGUUUGUAUGUUAGAUUUGCGUUUGAUUUUAUUGCAUAGAAAGGUACAGCACUGUGGCCAGUCCGAAUUGCACGAAGCACUAGAAAACAGAUUUUAAAUGCAUAACCUAAACAAGUUCGGUCCCUUUAAAAUCCACAAAUUUAUGCAAUCAGAUCAGUAUAAAUAAUCAGAUGAAACUAAUGCAGUAGGCUGCUCUGAUGGGCUCUGCGUUUAUUUUAAAGUGUGCAUUAGAGGAUGAUCCUGUCGAAGAAGGUACAGCAUGUUUCAUGCCCAUCAAAAGUGGUUUAAGUGACAGCAGCUACUGAAAUUGCGCCCUUUUUUAUUUCACCUUCCCGAAUGAAACCGCUUAUCGGUGCUUCAGAGCCUUGGAAGUAAAACCGUCUGUGUGUGGAUGCCAAACAGCUAUCAGUUUCAGAAGCAAUCUUGAUGAGGUGUCAUGCAAUUUUAUUUUUGUGUAGUUUUAACUUCAAAUAUAUAUAUAUAUAUAUAUAUAUUUUACUAACCCUUGCCACUUGGCAAGAAAUGUCUCUUUAAAGGAAUAGUUUGGUUCUAAAUGACUCUAAAGUUUUUGCUGCACAUGAGAUUUUAGUGAGUUUUAACCUCCUGAGACCCUGCAUCCUCAUAUGAGGACAUUAUAUUUUAGUCAGUGAGAGUUUUUUUGUUUUUUUUUUUCAGAAAUACUAUGUUUGGUAGUUUCACCAUGACCACUCCAUCUCCUUGGUCUUCAAAAAUGUCUAAUAUUAAUUUAGUGAAACACUUUAAAUCUGACUCAUUUUUAAACUGUCAUAAAUCACCAUCUCAGGAAAAUGUUAUAGAGAUUCAAAUCUAAAUAUGACUGUUACGAAACAGGACGUUGAUUUCAUACAUGUCGUCAUAUGAGGACACCGGGACUAAAAGCAUGUUAUUACGCAUUUUGGGAGACGCAACAAAUGAAUAUGGAUAGAAAUUACAUUUCAAUAUUCCUAUGAGAUAUUAUGUAUUAUUAUGAAAACCUUGUCAAUUCUUACUCCCAUUAUUACAUUUUUUUUUUUUCAUGAAAAACGUAUUAACAUGCAAAUUAGAUUUAGUUAAUAGAUACAUUGUGUAUGAGAUAACCUGUUUAUGGCCAUUUUACACACAUUUUGCAUAAAAAAAAAUCAGAAAAAUGGAAGAGACUCAUUUUGGUUAAAAAAAAUAAUCCUGAAAACUAAAAAUUUAUUGGAAAUUAAAAAAAAAAAAAAAAAAAAA